CCGUCGGUACUGUCAAAACAUAAAGCAGUUGAUGAUGUGUACAUCACAGACCACGAAAAUGUUUUCCUGAGUUUAAAUAGUAUUAUUUUCUGUCUUAAAGUUAUUAACUAGGUAGCUUUACAAGACUCCUACUGCAGGAAACAUUCGUUUUGUGUUUUUUUUUUUCUUCUACAUUUUAUUCCGAACCUUUUCCCGUAACCAUGGCCGGAACCAGCAACCAGGAUGAUUCCGAUUUAGCAAAUCUCCAAUCAAGCUUCGACGAGCAGCAGGCUAAAAUAAGCGCUCUGCGUGAAAUCAUUCGCCAGACGGAGGCAGUGAACGAUAUGAAGCAUGCAUCGGCACAAGAGAAAGUGAAAAACAUUGCGCAGCGGCUGACACACUUCAAGACGAAGGUUACUACCUCGCGGCUAAACCGUGCUAGCAGCAUCGGUUCAUCGUCCCAAUCACUGGCCACCAUCGACCAGGGUGUUGCUCUGAAGGAUGGUCCAGUUGAUGCCCGGCCUGAUCCGCGCAGUCCUGCCUUUCCUCGCGGUCGUUCCGAAUCAUCCGGUAUGGAGAAGUGUUCGCUGCUUCGUCAGCAGAUCGAACAGAAUCGCCUUAAAAUGGCGGAACGAGAGUCAAGCCAGCGGGAGAUCGAGGAGAAGGUAAUUGAAAUCAAGCACAAGCUUGAAGCGACGCAACAAUCGCUGGACCGAUCGAGCACCACGUGCCUUGCGGAGAUUGUUUCAUCGGUUGGCGACGGUGGUGGGCGCGACCCGGCGUUCGAUCUAUCGGAUAGCUUGCGGCGUUCUUUUAGUCACUCGUUUCUGGAUCCUGGCCCGGCACACGAAACAAUUUCCACACCGAUCAAACCGGUCAAGGACAGUGAGGAACAGUUUAACGAAGAGUUAAUAAAGUUCGAGGACAACGUUCGCCAGGCUCAGGUAAAGCGAAAGAGCGAUGAAAUGCUGGAGCGACGAAUAACGACGCUGGAGGACGAUUUGCACGAAAAGGAGCGUGUUAUUGACGAGCAACUGCGAGCAUUAUCACUGCUGGUGAAUAGUUUGCUCGAAGAGAACGAUAAAUCCGAUCUCGAGUUGGUAAAGGAGUUACACAACUUGCAGACGAAACUGCUCCAACAAAGCUACAGCAUUUCUACCGAUGAAGCAAUAUCACGAUUGCUGGAAUCGUACGGAUACGAUCCACUGCAGAAAGCUGCUGAACGAAAACAGAUACAGCAGCAGGCAGCUUCCACACCACCAGUACGGCUUGAUCAACAUGAAACGUCGGACGAAGCUAAGGUACAAUUGUAUGAUGCGCUGGAGAAAAUCGCCACGCUCGAGCAAGCGCUCGCAUCGCAGGAUAUCGAAAUGGAACGCAUGAAUCAACAAAUGACCGACUUGCGCCAGUCACUGGAAGAAAAAACAAUCGAGCUGAACGUAAUGACAGCUAACGUAUCGGUGCUGCAGGAGAAGCUGAAGACGAGUGGACCCAAACCACUGUUUCCGCGAUCGGCCGACGAGGAGCUCGAGUCGGAAACGACCAAACUGAAACAGCAGCUUGACGAUUCGAACAAGAACAUGAUAAAAUGUAAGCUAAAGAUCAAGCAACUACAGAAACAGGUCGACACAUUCAAAAAGACGUCCAACGUGCACGAAGAGAUCGCCAAACUGACCGAGGAAAACACUUCCCUUACCCAACGGCUUGCCGAGAUCGAGGAGCGCAAUACAACCGACACCCGAUACGAUGCUACCGAUCCGAAACCGGUCGGUCCGGAGCUGCAAAAACGCAUUGAAAUGUUGGAACUGACGUGUCAACAUCAGGCAACUGCUAUGCAGCUGCUCGAGGAGCAAAAGAACGAUCUGAGCGAAGAUCUAAAUCGCACCCGAAACGAACUGCAAUCACUCACCGACCACGUGACCGUAACCGAUGGGGACGGUGAUAAUGGGCGCAUCGCUAGCCAAAUGCUGUCGAUAGAGUUGGAGGAAAAGCUAGAAAAGUGUUUGGCGGAUAAGAGCGAACUGACGAAGGUGCUGCACAGCUGGGAGACGGAAAAGUCGGAACUGCAGCAGAAGCUGAAACGUUACGCGGACGAGAAUGCGGAACUGUUGGGCAAGAUCGAUAAGCUUAGCUUGGAGAAGGUGAGCUCGGCGGAAUCGAUCGAAAUACUGGAAAACUUGACGCUGCAUGAGAAGCAGGAGAUGGAAAACUCCGAAAAGCGUGCCAAGGCUGAGGAUGGCGCAACGGAAAUGGAUGAUUCGGACGAGAUUGUACGCAAUGUACUGAGCGGUAAGGAAGACUUAAACGAAAGCUUGCUUAAGCUCAUGGAGGAAAGCAAAGAGCUGAUGGAUAAGGUGGAAUUAUUCACGGACGAGCGGCGGGAAGUGUUGGAAAAGCUAGACGCGAUUUCGAUCGAAAACCAAGCCUAUCUCAGCGAGCUGGAUAAGCUGAAGGAGGCAAACGAACAGCUGCGCACGUACAGUGUGGAGUUAGCAUCAGCCAAAUCCGACCUGGAGGAUAAGCUGCGGGUAAUUAACGAAGAAAAGGAAACUAUCCGUCAAGAGCUGGACACGGUGAAGGUGCGCAAGUUGGAAGGGGUUGAAAGCAGUGUGACGCCCAGUAGUGCCGCCAGUCUACCGGCACAGAUGACGAUGAACACAACCGAAGAAGCGUUCGAUAAGGACGUCUACCAGCAGUCGUUGAUGGCAGUGGAAAUGGAGAUAACAAAUUACAACAAAAACAAGGACAAACAGAAGAAGAUGCAACUGGCAAAGAAGCUUACAGUAAGUGCGAAAACAUUGGUGACGAUGAGCAGGCAACUGAUCGAUGAGUAUGGUCGCUGUAAAGAUGAGCGUACGGCACGUACUGCCUGUAAUGAUAGUACCAUCAGUACGCUUGAAACAAAGCUGGCCGAAACGAUUAAAUGUCUCGAAAGUAAAGCUUCCCAGAUAGCGCUGCUGCAGGAAGAGAUAGCGAUGUUAAAACACGAGCUGGAGGUGGCGUACGAAAAGAGUUCCGACGAUGAGCCAGAGCUGCUAAAGGUGGAGCUGAACAGCAAGAACGAUGAAAUUAUGCUGCUGAAGAAGGACAUCGAUGCGCUGGUCGAUGCCAAAUCGUCCGAACUGCUGCAGAUACAGCACCGGCUGCUGGAGACACAGCAGGAAAAUCAUCAGCUAAAAACGUACACGACGGAGCUGCAGUAUCAGCUGGAGACUGUUUCCAAGCAGCAGGCAAUGGAAACGGAAACACUGAACCGGCAGAUAGACCAGCUGCGUACGGAGUUGCGUAAUGCUACAAGUAAUGUGCCGGAAUCUGCAAGCGAAGAGCUAGAAGGUAAACUGCAGCACAAGCAGGAAACGAUAGAUACGCUGAACGGGCAAAUCAUUGAGCUGUACCGGACGGUGGAAGAGCACCAGACGCAGGUGGACGAGUUCCGGACGCAGAAGGAGCAGGUUGAGCAUAAGAAUGAGGAACUGCUAGAAAAGUUGAAAAAGUUUGCAGCCAAUCUGAAGAAGAAAAACGUCCAGUGUACCAAGUUGGAGAAAGAUAUUGAAGCGUUGAAGGAAUCUAACCGGAAACUUAACGAGCAGGUGGCACACAUGGACACAGAGUCGACGCCUACCAGUGAUGUGAGCGAGCUAAGCCAAGAGAAGGAGCAACUGUCACAGAAAAUGUAUCAUCUGAACAAUGAGUUGCACCGAUUGUUGGAGCAAAAAUAUCACAUGGAGUCCGAAAGCGAAUGUAGUCGCGACGAGUUGCGAAAGCUCAACGAGGAGCUCACGGUGGUACGGAGCGAGCUGCAGAGCAAAACUGACGCACUGCAGUCGCUAGAGGCGGAACUGCAGGCGUGCAAGGAGGAGAUGCAAACGAUGCAAACCGAGCUCGCCGGUAAGAACGGUAAGAUUGAUAAGUGCAAAGCCAUCAUCAAGGAAAAGAUAAAGGAAACGCAACGCCUGCAGGAGCGGGAACGGCGUGCCGCCUACCUAGAGGAUGAGUUGCGCAUGACCCAGAGCAAGCUGGAAGACUUCCACAACCAAACGCUCCUGUUGGGCAGGCUGAAAAGUGAAAAGGAAGAGCUCAACGCAACCGUACGGGCGGAACAGGAACAGUGCAAAAACAUGGAACAACAGUUGGCUAAUCUGCGGCAGCAGUUAGCGAUUGUGCAGGACCGUAAUAAUACCCUGGUCGAACAGCUGAAGCGUGUGGAAAAUUGGGUACAGCGGUACAGUGAGAAAUGGCGCAACCGGCAGGAACAAACCACGGCACUGAGUAUGGAAGAAUCGAUCGAAAUACCGUCGGAUGUGUUUAGCUGGCUAUCGUUGCUGGCGGAAACGGACCGGGACAUUACACAGAUGCUUGCGCGGCAGAUCGAAACAGUUAGCGCACUUGAGAAUAGUCUGCAAAACACGGAAGAGCGUGCCAAGCUAGCUUCAAGCGAAAUUGAAUACCUGCAGACGCGUUUGCAGUCAGUUACCAAUGAGCGCGAUCAGUACGCCGUGUGCUGCUCUGAGAGGGAUCAAUCGUUAGACGAAUUAAAGCGAGAGCUGGACACUAAAGCUACGGAACUUCAAACAGCAGUUGCUGCAAACACACUAAUGCAAUCACAGCAAUCUGAAUUAACUGCUGCCCUUAAUGAAAUCGAACGGCUUAAGGAGCACAUGGACAGAUCACAGCAAUCCGAACAGACAGAACUGCGUAACGUGGUAGAAACCGCAAACCGGGAGCGUGUAGCGAUAGAACAGCGUCUGAACGAAGCAACCCAGAGCAAUGCUGAAUUGAUGGAGGAAAUUGCAACCUUGCGUGACAGUGUACAAUCGCUAGAACAAGAGCUUGAUGUAGAAAGAAACAAUAUCACACGGGUAACCGAAGCUACCACAAAUCGCCUCGAAGAAAUAACGCAGCUGCGGGAGUCACUGUCCGAAGCGGAAGAACGCUACAGCAAGCAGUGCGAUCGAUACAAAGACUACGAAAUGAUACAGCUGCAGCUGGUGGAGGAAAAGCAACAGAAGGAGCAGUUGAACGAAGCGCUUAAGCAGCGUGAACAGGAACUUCAAACCCUGCGAUAUGAGUGUGAUGAAUUGCGGGAACAUCAAGCUGAUGCGGGCAAACUGCAGUCGAUCGAGAUGGAGAGCUUGAAGCAACGGUUAUACGAUAUGGAGCAGAUGCAUGUCGGUUGGGAAGCGUCGCUGGUGCAAUUCCGUACCGAAAACGAAGCACAAGCAGAUGAAAUUACCCAACUCCGUGACAUGAUCGCGUCGCUCGAGCGGCAAACGCAGGAAGACAAGACGAACAUUUCCAUCCUAACCUCCCUGAACGGUGCGCUGAACGAGGAUUUGGAUAUGUUGCAGCAACAAACUGGGGAAGCAGAGCAACGGUACCAGUCGCUGCUAGAUGAGUUGAGUCAGACCAAGUCUGCGCUGGGCGUGGCGGAAGCACAACAGUCCCAGUUACAGCAGCAAACCGAUAAUGCGGACGUACGCUACCGUACACUACAGAGUGAGUACGAGCAAAACAAGCUGGCGCUGGAAUCGGUCACAGCGGCUGUGCUGGAAAAGAGCAACGAAAAGGAUCAAUUAACCGAGGCACUUCAGCUCAAGGAGCAGGAGUGCGAGAAGGCGCACCAGCAGUGUACCGAGUUGCGGGACGAGUGUGAUAAGUUGCAGCUCACACUCGCCGAAACGAAGUCUUCCAUGUUACGGCAGGAACAACCGGUUACGGAACCGAAACCGGAACACGAUCUCGGCAUGUGGGAUGAUGCCGAUGUCGGUUGGGGUACGGUCGAUACGGCACGGCUGGAAGCGCUGGUUCUUGAAAAGGACGAACUUAUUCAGCAGCUCGGUGCGGAGAAGGACCUGAUGCAGCAGGAAAUUACCGAUCUGAAGGUAAAGUCGGGCAAGCUGCUACGCAAGGUGAAGGAGUGCAAGGUGAAGUUGGACGCACAGCAGACGGAGUCUGUUGGUGGGCGAGCGGCAAGUACCGAAUCGCAGGACGCACUCGAAGCGAAGGUGCAAAAGCUAGAGCAGGAGUGUGAGGUACUGGUGCGUGAGAAGGAAGCAAACGUGCUGAAGCUGGACAUGCUGGAAUCCGCCUGCGAGAAGCUGACGGAAGUGAAAGAGUACCAGGACAAGCAGAUCGAGAUGUUGCGUGAAUCGGUAGCCACCGCUACCGCUUCCCAGGAGGUGGAAGAGCUGCGGCAGAAGGUCCAACAGAUGACGGCGACGUUACAGACGCGCCAAUCGGAGAUAGCGCAUCUGAAUGCACGCUUGGAACAGCUUACCGCUGAGGUGGAAUGUAUUGACGAGUUGCGGGCACAGCUGACCGAAGCACAGUGCCAGAAUGUCCAACUACAAACGAGUGGUAGCGUUCAAGCGACGGUGCCACCAUUCCACGACCCUGCCCAUUCCAUGGAACUGCAGUUAGCCGAACUGGAGCACAAAAAUCGAUUGCUCGAGCAGGAAAAGAUGGAAAUGUCCGGGGAACUAGAAGCACUAAAUCAGCAGAUACUGCACGAUCUUCAGUUCGAGGAUCGGCUGAACAAGGCACUGCUCGAGCUGGACGCGAAAGGUGUAGAGAUACAGAUGCUACGUUCGACACUGGAACAGCUUCAGCAAGCCGAUGGAACAGUAGCAACAGCCAGUGCAACGUCCACCGAUUCAGCUCCAGAGCAGAUCGCUACUCUGCAAGCCCACAUCCAGCAGCUGGAACGCGAACGUACCGAACUGUGGCAAAAGCUGACGGAUGUAAGUGAAGCAAACUCCUCAACAUCAGGUGCAGUUGCCCAGGUUGAUGACGCAACUGUGCGGGAAGUUCUCGAGCGGCAGGAAGUCGAGAUUGUGACGCUCAAGGAACAGCUUGCAUUGCGUAGCGCAGAGUACGCUCGGCUAGCGGCACGCGUAGAUCCAACCAAACUAUUCGCCUCCGGGCUGAGCGGCAGUGAACCCGUCCCGAAACCGGAACAGCAGCAACCACAACCACCGGCAGGUGACCGGGUACCACAGGCCGAACUAGAGUUAGCUCUGUACAUGAUCUACCAACGGGAUAUGCGCUGCGAUGAGCUAGAGCUGGAACUACGCAACCUGCUGCAGGAGCGUGACACGCUGCAGCUACGUCUCUCGAACGCACUACGCAUGCACGAAGAGUUUAAGAUGCGUUUCGCUGGUGCAAUACCCGCAGAACAAGCAGAGUACGGUACCUCGGGUGAGUGUUCAAUCGAUGCAUCGCCGGACCGGUCACUCAGUGGAUUGCCGGUUGACGAACGGCCGAUUUCGAGCCUGUCCGGUCCACAGGACCUUACCUCCAAACUGUCCGAGCUGCAAUCGAUUAGCUACUCGAAGGAGAAACGUUGGCAGGAGGAGCGUGAGGAGCGAAACCGUCAGCUAACGCUGAUACAGCGCGACCUUGCCAACAUGCCAGUCGAGGCGGCAGCUAAAAUUGCCGGUACGGACGUUACAGCGGACACAGAAGCAACCACACAGCAGAGCGCCUCCACGGUGUUGCUUAACUGGAUACUGGGGAAGAAAUAGGCAUACGGAGAGAUGUCCGUCCUACUACAAUGCUAGUUAUAACGUAAAUUGUUUUUGUUUUGUUCUUGUUUCUAUUGUUUAUCUCCCGGUUCAUUACGAUAUACCGCAGUCCACCACGAUUGUAGUAACACUGCCCGGACUAGUAACCAUAUCCGUUAAGCGUGAACAUUUUUGUUCAUAUAAGUGACUUGUUCGCAAUGGGCAUGUCAGUCUCGGUAGAUUACUGUCAUGCGAGCGGUGGAAAUAUGUGUGUGUGUAUAGUAGAAGUGUAUCUCAUACUAAACCCCCUUAGUAAAACAAAUGGUGUAUAAUAAAUCAUUGUUUGGAAGAAGCUGUAA
This is a messenger RNA of Anopheles funestus (African malaria mosquito), 7840 nucleotides long. RefSeq names its product protein lava lamp. The transcript has 7 exons. The record is from RefSeq and is a predicted model, not a curated record. The coding region runs from base 201 to 7502 and encodes 2433 amino acids. Lineage: Eukaryota; Metazoa; Arthropoda; Insecta; Diptera; Culicidae.